This is a messenger RNA of Echinostoma caproni, 786 nucleotides long. The record is from the annotation of a GenBank genome assembly. Lineage: Eukaryota; Metazoa; Platyhelminthes; Trematoda; Plagiorchiida; Echinostomatidae.
GCAUCUCUGGACGACUACUCUGAUGGCAGUUCUGAUGAACUAUCGGUCUCUCCUUAUCAGCGGUCGUCUAACUCGUGUAUUCUGUGGGAUACUGCCGAAGAUCGCAUCCGCUCAAACCUCGCCAAAUGGCGCCAAUCGCACACCCGAGCUCGGGGCCAGAGUAGUACCAGUGAGACUGCUGUGUCACAUCAACGACGCCCCAGCGGUAAAAUGACACGAAAAUCCGGCCGAACGGUUUCUACUGCAGGCACUGACGCCGAUCGACUGUCUGGUCCUAGUGAGGACGAAGAACAAUCAGAAGCAUUCCUUGUGGGCGAAAUACGUCACACGCUGGAGCAUAGUCAAGGUGGAGAUUCGGCAGCUGAGAACGUGAUCUUGGAAGUGAAUUCUCUAAAACAUGCGUACAAUAUCAUGAUUGACGAUUUAUACUUUUUGUUAACAAAAGCCAUUCUGGAUGUGACAAGGACGAAGUGUCCCACGUCUGAUUCACCUAAUAAAGUGGAUAAAGAAUCAGUCCGCGCAUUCGUAACCGAGUUCAAAACACAACUGACUCGUUUCGAGGUUGUGCUGCAUGCCUAUUUUGGUCAGUCUACACAGGCCAGUCGUAUGUGUUUACAAGCGUUGGAAGACAGCGCAUGUUAUAACCCGUUACUCAUGGAAGCCAGCCCGUAUCUGAUGCAUGCGAUGUACGACGCGGAUCUGAUAACAGAGGAGGCGAUUUGGUGGUGGCAUGCAGUGGUGGAACAUCAAAUUAAAAAAAAUCAGCUCACCCUGGUUGCUGAUUAA